This is a messenger RNA of Oryzias melastigma (Indian medaka), 2014 nucleotides long. It is a transcript of the gene rab7a, whose product is annotated as RAB7a, member RAS oncogene family. The record is from RefSeq and is a predicted model, not a curated record. NCBI's taxonomy places the organism in Eukaryota, Metazoa, Chordata, Actinopteri, Beloniformes, Adrianichthyidae. Bases 224 to 847 code for a protein of 207 amino acids. Gene Ontology annotation, biological process: phagosome-lysosome fusion; endosome to lysosome transport. Gene Ontology annotation, cellular component: lysosome; late endosome; phagocytic vesicle. The transcript has 6 exons. Gene Ontology annotation, molecular function: GTP binding; GTPase activity.
GUGGCCUGCGCGUGACGUCACCCGUCACGAACAGAACUUGUUUUGGAGGAAGUGAAGAGCCUCGACUACCUGCUAGCGGCUAGCUUUACGGGGAGAGAAGCGAAGAGCGUCAGCGGGAGUUGAUCCAAAGUGAGCCGUAACCCGACAUCCGCACGGUCCGGCACGGACGGGGCUGCUUUUCGAGUCGAGGGGUCGGUAGAGAAGUUAAACGUUGAAAAGCACAAUGACAUCAAGGAAGAAAGUGCUGCUUAAAGUCAUCAUCCUCGGAGAUUCUGGAGUUGGGAAGACCUCGUUAAUGAAUCAGUAUGUGAACAAGAAGUUCAGCAACCAGUACAAAGCCACAAUAGGUGCAGAUUUCCUGACAAAAGAAGUCAUGGUGGACGACAGACUGGUCACAAUGCAGAUCUGGGACACGGCUGGUCAGGAGAGGUUCCAGUCUCUAGGCGUGGCGUUCUACCGUGGAGCAGACUGUUGCGUGUUGGUGUUCGACGUGACAGCGCCCAACACCUUUAAGACCCUAGACAGCUGGAGAGACGAGUUCUUGAUCCAGGCGAGUCCACGAGACCCCGAGAACUUCCCGUUUGUGGUGCUGGGCAACAAGAUCGACUUGGAGAACAGACAGGUAACAACCAAACGAGCACAGGCUUGGUGUCAGAGUAAGAACAACAUCCCAUAUUUUGAAACCAGUGCCAAGGAGGCCAUCAACGUUGAGCAGGCCUUCCAGACGAUCGCGCGCAAUGCUCUCAAACAGGAAACCGAAGUGGAGUUGUACAACGAGUUCCCUGAGCCGAUAAAACUGGGCCGACCCGAGCCGGCCAAGCAGUCGUCAGAGCCCUGCAGCUGCUGAGGAGGUCGCCGUCGCCACCCUGUCUUGCCUUGUCUAUAUAUCCCUUUCCCAUUGCCUACUGUGUUAUACCCCAAUAUAAAAGCAGCAUCCCACUCAUAUAGUAUAUUAAUACACACAAACAUGCUGCAAUCAGUUCUGUGUAUACAAAAAAAAAACAUUUUCUACAAAAACCCGAUCCUAGCUCCACUAAGAAUCAAAGUAAAUGUGAUGGCAUUUACUUCCUAGUCUUUGCCCUUUUCUCACAGCCCGGUGUGCUAAGCUAAUGUCAUUUUCCGGCUGUUUUCACUCGCCAGUUUGGCCCUCAUUUUUAUUUUGAUACCUCCAAGUGGGAAAUGGCAGCAUUAUUUUGUACAUGUGUUGGAAUGUGUGAGAUUUCAGCAGUGGUGGGUUUUUCUCCUGCAGCACGAACAGAGGAAACCGCCGGCCCAUAUUUUAUUCAUCGUAUCGUGGCUUAAAUUACUCUCACUCUAGACCACACUUGUUGCCAUGGUUUCCAUGGCCUCACAGACGCGGUAAAUUCAGAAACUUCAGCAGGAGCUGCUGUAAAUAUGCACAUGUAGAUCACCACAUGAAGCUUUCGGUGUGGAGACAUUGGAAUAAUUGAGAAUCUUUAAUGAAGGCAAGUCCAACAAGUGUGUACAGACCUUUUCUUUUGUGUGUUGUGUUGCACUCUGCUGUCAUUCUCUGCUCCGUCAGACGACUCGCUCUGAGCUGUCACGGAAGCUCCUUCAUGUAAGAACCGUUCUUCUGAGGUUUGUUUUGUUUAGUGACAGUACAGCCCGUCAGCAGACGUGGAGGAGUUUCUCUCAAUAAUAUCAUCAAUGAGAAAUGUUAUCUGGUGCAUUUCUUUAAACCAUCAACUGUUCUCUCAAACCUCCUGAUCAUUGUCGGGGAAGUUGCUGUAAAUCUGACGGACUCUGCCGGUCGCUUCAAGUGCUCGACGUUUGUUUUAACCAAUCAGAUCUUUAACUGUCUCUUUGUAUUAUGUUAAAAUGUAGAAAUAUAGACUAAACUAGCAUACAUACUGUAACACUGAAAGUUAGUUUUUUUGGGGGGGAGGGGGGUGGCAUUAACCAUUAUUAUAAAUAUGAUUAAUGCACAGCAUCUACAGUGUUUCAACAUGUCUUUGCUUUUCAAGUAAUAAGGGUAAUAAAAGUCUUGAAUCAA